Molecule: messenger RNA, 570 nt
Organism: Didymodactylos carnosus
Lineage: Eukaryota; Metazoa; Rotifera; Eurotatoria; Philodinida; Philodinidae
Source: the annotation of a GenBank genome assembly
AUGCAUCUACUUGCACUCACACUCGGUGCACUACUUGUGUUUACCGCGUCGAACCAAGGCCAAGCAGCCGAUCAAACUGCUCAGCAACAAGCCAAGAAGUUCUUGGCGAAAGUUAAUCUCACAGUGUCGCCGAAUGGAACAGGCUACAAAUGGAUUACUCUGUGUCAAGUGAAGGCGCGCGUUGCUGACACCGGCUUCGAAGAGAAGGAAAACACGCAGACGUGCACCUACACGGCUCACGGUAUGAUUUCAGAGACACGUGUCAAAGAAAACGGCGAACAGUGGCGAUGCUCGUACAACAGUGAAUUCUAUGCGUCGGGCACGAUGCUCACAUACGAAAAUGAGAUCACCAAUAAGUAUGAAGCCGCAAUCAAGUUGGCCGGCGAAGCGAAGUACAAAGCGGCAGUUGAACUCUUGCAGUCUAUGGAAAGCCAACAUAUACAACGUCUGAAAGUGGCUGCCAACAAAGAUAGUGCCAAAUUGACAGCCACAGCCACGGGUGCUGCCUUCUUCGGCGGGGGCGGCAAUUGUGAUCUGACGCUUGAAGGAUUCGUCAAUCAACUUUUUUGA